Messenger RNA from Phycomyces blakesleeanus NRRL 1555(-), 1321 nucleotides. RefSeq lists its product as hypothetical. The transcript is spliced from 6 exons. Gene Ontology annotation, biological process: peptidyl-serine dephosphorylation; mitotic cell cycle. The record is from RefSeq and is a predicted model, not a curated record. Bases 106 to 1035 code for a protein of 309 amino acids. Gene Ontology annotation, molecular function: protein serine/threonine phosphatase activity. Gene Ontology annotation, cellular component: cytosol. Lineage: Eukaryota; Fungi; Mucoromycota; Mucoromycetes; Mucorales; Phycomycetaceae.
UUCCUUUGUGCCAUCCACAAGGCAGACGUCAUCUAAAGAAUCUUGACUGAAUUCUUACUUCAUUCUCACGAGUAAGCGUCAUCUACAGCUCCACUCUUGACCAUCAUGACCUCUGUAAGCUCAGUUGCCGACGUCGAUGCCUGGAUUUCUCAGCUCCAGGAUUGUAAGCAGUUAACUGAAAUCGAUAUUAAAAGACUCUGUGAAAAGGCACGCGAAAUCCUGUUGGAAGAAUCCAACGUUCAACCUGUACGAUGCCCGGUGACUGUAUGCGGUGAUAUCCACGGCCAGUUUCAUGAUCUUCAAGAACUGUUCCGUAUCGGAGGCAACUCACCCGACACCAACUACUUGUUCAUGGGUGAUUAUGUGGACCGUGGUUAUUAUUCAGUCGAAACAGUUACAUUGUUGGUGGCCCUCAAAGUGCGUUACAAGGACCGUGUGACUAUCCUUAGAGGAAACCAUGAGUCCCGUCAGAUUACUCAGGUCUAUGGCUUCUAUGAUGAGUGUUUGCGUAAAUAUGGCAAUGCAAAUGUCUGGAAGAUGUUUACCGAUUUGUUUGAUUACUUGCCCUUGACUGCACUUAUUGAAGAUCAAAUAUUCUGUCUUCAUGGUGGUCUUUCUCCUUCUAUUGACACAUUGGACCAAAUUCGCUCUUUGGACCGUAUUCAAGAAGUACCCCACGAGGGACCAAUGUGUGAUCUUCUUUGGUCUGACCCCGACGAUCGUUGUGGUUGGGGCAUCUCUCCAAGAGGUGCUGGUUAUACAUUUGGGCAGGAUAUUUCAGAAACAUUUAACCACAACAAUGGUCUGACAUUGGUUGCCAGAGCACAUCAGUUGGUCAUGGAGGGCUACAACUGGUCGCACGAUCGUAAUGUUGUUACCAUCUUCAGUGCACCUAACUAUUGUUACAGAUGUGGUAAUCAAGCUGCCAUUAUGGAAAUUGAUGAACAUCUCAAGUAUACGUUCCUUCAAUUUGACCCUGCGCCAAGGAAGGGUGAACCUCAUGUUACCAGACGUACGCCCGAUUACUUCCUCUAAAGAAAAGAUCGAGCAGAACAAUAGAUCCUUCAUCACAGCCAAACAAACAACCAAAACAGACAAACAAAUCCUAAAAAAAGGCUAUAUAGAGAAGGAGAACCUUGCUUAACCAAAAAAGAAAAGUUUGGUCUCUUUAACACUUCUCGUUCCCCUUGCCGAUCUUCUCUUCUAUCUUACCUUAUAUAUGUAUAUACACAUAUACACCUACAUAUAUAUAUCCUCUUUAUCUCUCUAUCUUUAACCUGUCCAUUUUAUCUACAUUAACUAUAUUGCACGGCUAUGAAAU